This is a messenger RNA of Corticium candelabrum, 782 nucleotides long. RefSeq names its product bridge-like lipid transfer protein family member 1. The transcript has 3 exons. NCBI's taxonomy places the organism in Eukaryota, Metazoa, Porifera, Homoscleromorpha, Homosclerophorida, Plakinidae. Gene Ontology annotation, biological process: synaptic vesicle endocytosis. The record is from RefSeq and is a predicted model, not a curated record. Bases 48 to 488 code for a protein of 146 amino acids.
GUUGUAUUGUUCUGUUAGCUAGUCUUAUCUUUGCUGUAGCUGUACGUAUGGCUUUCUUUGAAAGCUCAGGGUCGUCGUUUUCGUUCGAGGGAUUUCUAGCGCUCACCGUAGUGGCUGCUCUGUGGCUCUACUACAUUAUUUUCUUCAAUUCGAGGCUUUGGGGACUCGUAGUGACCUUAAUUCUUCGUAAACUGGUACGCGGGGCGUACGUAAGGGUUGGUUCGUUUGCUGUGUCUAUUCUGGCGGGAAAGAUCCUGUUCAGGGAUGUGAGUUAUGUGACGACAAACUUUUCUAUACGGGUUGUAGAUGGGACUGUCUGUUAUCGUUGGUGGAAACGUUUUGCCGACGAGCAGGACUACUUGUUGCAGGAUCCAGCAACAGACAGAGAUGAGUCUCAAGAUGGCUUUCACUGUACAUGUCAGAUCUCGCUCGAUUGUCCACUAAAAGUUGUUCUGAACGGAUUUGAAAUGCACGUCUACAACAGGUAAUUUGAUUUUGUAUCAUGUAAUUGUUUGCAGCUAUGUGAUUGUAGCUCUGAUGGGAAUCAAGUCUACAAUUAAUAUUAAUCAGUAAAAAAAUAAAAAAUAAAUAAAAAAAUAAAUAAAAAAAUAACAUAAAUACAUAAAUAGACAAUAAAUUUUUACUGUAACAGUAACAUAGCUACCUACUAUCCAUAGACUACCUAACUGCCAAAAAGCCGGUUACAGACGAUUUGUACUUAUGUUACUGUUACUGUAAAAAAUAAAAAUUAAUGAAUAAAUAAAUAAAUAAUAUAUAUAAUA